Molecule: messenger RNA, 4266 nt
Organism: Ictalurus punctatus (channel catfish)
Lineage: Eukaryota; Metazoa; Chordata; Actinopteri; Siluriformes; Ictaluridae
Gene: best4
Product: bestrophin 4
Exons: 9
Coding region: 1-1383 (460 amino acids)
Molecular function (GO): chloride channel activity
Source: RefSeq, a predicted model, not a curated record
AUGACGGUGUCGUACACGCUGGAGGUAGCGAACGCCCGUUUCGCCGGAUUUACUAAACUUCUGUUCCGAUGGAAGGGCAGCAUUUACAAACUGCUCUAUAAAGAGUUCCUCGUCUUCUGCUUCCUGUACGGCCUCUUCAGUGUCAUAUACAGGUGUGUAUUAAGUGAAGUUCAGCAGGAGCUUUUUGAGAGAGCUGCACGUCACUGUAAUAAAUUCGCUAAACUCAUUCCCAUGUCAUUUGUUCUUGGUUUUUACAUCUCCACGGCGUUCCAGCGUUGGUGGGGUCAGUACACCAGUUUUCCUCUUCCUGAUAAUCUGAUGAUGGUGGUUUCGGGGAACGUGCACGGUGUUGAUGAGCGCGGUCGGAUGAUGAGGCGUACGCUCAUGAGAUACGCUAACCUGUCGUCCGUCCUCAUCCUGCGCUCCAUCAGCACACGCGUACGCAAGCGCUUCCGCACACUCGAAGAUAUCGUGGAGGCAGGAUUUAUGACUGAGGAGGAGUUAAAGACUCUGAAUCAUCUGCACUCAGACUUUAAUAAAUAUUGGAUGCCUCUGACGUGGUUCGCUAAUUUAGCAUCAAGAGCAAGAGAAGAGGGACGAGUGAAAGAUGACAUCGCUCUCAGACUGCUGAUGGACGAGCUGAAUAAUUACAGAGGGAAAUGCAGCAUGCUCUUUCACUAUGACUGGAUCAGCAUUCCGCUCGUCUACACUCAGGUGGUUACGGUAGCCGUGUACUCCUUCUUUGCGUUCUGUCUGAUCGGACGUCAGUUUGUGAGGCCGGAGAAAGCGGACGAUCUGAAAGUCCAUGUGGAUCUGUACGUCCCGGUCUUCACGCUGCUCGAGUUCUUCUUCUACGCCGGCUGGCUGAAGGUCGGGGAACUGAUCAUCAACCCGUUUGGUGAGGACGAUGAUGAUUUUGAAACGAAUCAGCUGAUAGAUCGAAACAUUCAGGUGUCGAUGCUCGCUGUGGACGACAUGCACCAGAACCUUCCUCCUCUUCAGAAGGACAAAUACUGGACGGAUAAAGCUCUGAGUCGCGCGUUCGCUCCAGCGCGGCCCGUCUUUAUGGGCUCUACAUACGACAUGAGGGUGACUGAUGAGGACGUGGAGGAGGUGAUGGCUGAUUACCGGACGCUGCCGGUCAGCGUGUGGCCGCCGGCCGCACGGAAACAGAAGAAAAGUCGAGGAGUAAAGCAACUCUGCUGCUGUAGUAAACACGCCGAUGAGAACGCGUGUGAAAGAGAAGCCGAGAAAAUAAACAUGAUACCAAAUAAAACCUCCGCUCCAGAACAGUGCGAGGACACGACGCAGACGCAGUGUGCGGUGGCUUUAGAGCCGUCUGAUGAAGACCAGCACACAGAUCAGACCAGUUCAGAUCACUGAGAGACCUCGCUUAAACAUCUGACCGUCCAUAACACAGACGUUUAUAGAAUGAACACGCUACCACUCUCACUGCUCCGGAAAACUUCAUUCCUCUUUAUCUCUGAACCGGAGGAACCGUGGAGGAGCCGUGGAUUUUUUUAUACAGUCAAUAAUAUUUAAAUAAAGUCAUUGUGAUGUGAUUUGUUAUAAGCCAGGUGUUAAUCAUAGAUGUAGAUUAAGAGGUGUUCAUAAACUGGACUAAACCCACAUCUGGAUUUCUGUAGCUGCUGUCUUUAAUGUCUGUAAUGAUUAAAUCACAGUCUCACUGUGAGGAAUGACCUGAGAGGAAAUAUUACAGCUUUCACAUAUUAUAUGAUGAGGGUUUAAAAGAAAGCGGUAAAGAGACGGGUUUAACUUCAGUUUAAAGUGGAUUCUCAGAGGAUUGUGUGGAUUACAUCGGUGCAGAACGGAGAGCUCCGUCCGGACAAAUCGUCACUCAGUACUGAUGCGUUACAGGAGGUCUAGUCAGGAUGGUUUAAAAAUGCAGAAAAUAAACAAAGUGAUCUCUUCUUUUUAAAGCACAAUUUUUCAUUUGUUACCCAAAGAUCAAAACAAAUAAAAUGUCAUCUCUCUGAAGUUUAGGGUUUUCCCAGCACAGGGAACAUCUCACUGUAACCCUGAUGCUGUGUGUGUGUGUGUGUGUGUGUGUGUGUCUGCAGUGUGUAAAGUGUGUAUAAUAAAUGAACAGCUGAUCACAUCAGGUUCACUGCUACUACAGGAAUAUCAAACCUCCCAGAACUUCCAGGCUGUGGAGCUGGAGACCAGGUUCAGAACCAGCAUCUGCUGAGCCCCAGACUCUCAUCCACAUCAGGGAGUGUUUCAUCUACCAUCUGACCAUCACUGUCUCCACCUGCUCUGUGCUCCAAAAGCUUCGCUAUUCCUGUCAGGACGUCAUACACCUGCUAAAUGUCUUUAUUUACAGGUUAGCAGUGUUUACAGUCCGAACAGGAUUUCAUGGAGUUUUUUUGUGAUUGUUGUGGACAGAGAUGCCUGUUUUUGCAGUUUUGCGUCUUUUGCAGAAAUGAUGUUUUUCUCAGUGAUGUUUGUUGGUAAACGAGACGCUUUAGCUGCACUCAUGUUCGACGCAGGGGAAUUGAAGAAGGCUUUGGUUGAGCGUGCGUUGUGAUGACGUCACACGGCGUGUCUCAGCCCAAAUCUACAGAAACUCUUGCAGCUCCUGCGAACGGUGCAGAGUUUUUUGAUUCUGAGCUAAUUUCUGUAAUCUCAAACUCGAAUUGAGAAAUUCUGGAGAGACAGAGUCACACUUUAGAUUCACCAAUCCAGCAGUCCAUAAAACAGUGCCAUCAGAGGAUUCUCACGCUGUUGUGAGGUUGUUAGAUGUUUGUUCAUUGGCAUUAGAUCCACCACACACUAACGUUCAGGAUGCUGCUGUUCGUCGUUAAUGAUUAGAUUAAAAGCGUUAUUUCUCGUUAGCUUUAGGGUUUCAGGUCUCCAUCUCUCCUGUUUAGGUGAAUUUGAAGCUUCUGUUUCUGGAUCCGAGCAGCUUUAGUACAGCAGUACAGGAACGUUCAGUUUACUUCAGCUCAGAUUUAUAGUCUGAAAUCAUCUAAAAUUUACGGAGCCCCCUAGUGUCAGGCAAGGAAAAAAAAAUACAGCCGUGUGUAAUCCGUACCCUCGGUUUUGUAAACCGCGCGCAGCGUGUUAAAGUUGGGUUUAUAUUGGACAUUCGCUGUACAUUCGAGCUUCUCUCUUCUAUUUCUCAAGAAAUAAUCACACAGAAAGGACAUAAUGUGAAUUGUCUUAAUAAUGUGUAUUGCGUGGACAUAGAACCAAUACAACCCAAUAUAUAUUUUAUCUUCUCCCGUUAAAGCCCGGAAGCGGAAGCCAAUCUCUGGGAGACGCAGGUCAUCAGCGCCUUAUAGUAAUGGAGUCAGUAAGGGGCCGUUUAAGAAGUGCAUGACCUGGGCAACUGUAUAAGAUUAUACUAAGUGUAUAGUCAUCUACUUAACAGGAUAUCUAACUUAUUGCAGUGUUAGGAUACAGUAUGGAUAAAGAAUGUUUUAUAGCAUAUGUAUUAUUAAUGAUAUACAUUUAUAUCACACAUAUAAUCUUAUUGUGCCAUAUACAAAUAAAAUUGAAUUGAAUAAAAACCUUAUACAGUUGCCCAGGUCAUGCACUUUUUAGACGCUCCCUUACUGACUCCAUUACGAUAAGGCGCUGAUGACCUGCGUUUCCCAGGAGAAAAUGUAAAAAUAUAUUGAGUUGUAUUGGUUCUAUGUCCACUCAAUACACAUUAUGCCCUUUUUGUGUGUUUAUUUCUUGAGAAAUAGAAGAGAGAAGCUCGAAUGUACAGCGAACUUUAACGCGGUGCGCGGGUACGGAAUACACACGGCGUCUUUUUUUCUUACUUGACACUAGGGGGCUCCGUAAAAAACUAAAUACAGGUGUGUUUGUAGUUUAAUCUGAACUCUGUCCAGGACACCACCCUUUAGUGUUCAGGGUUUAGGAUCAGAAACCGGGGUUACUGAAAAUAAAAUCAUUACUAAUUGUUCAGUUUAUUUAUUUUCACGUCACAUUUUACACAGGGGGGGAAGGGGAACAAGUAUAAUAACUUGCUGCACAAUUCCAGCAACAAAGAAGUAAAAAUACAAAAUAAAAUCUAAGAGAAGUGGAUAAUGUUAAUGGCAUAAUAUAAAAGGACUAACUAAUAAAACGGUAUGACUGCAGAUACAGGAACAUCUCCACUGCCAUAAUCCAGGAUUUCAUUAUAAAUAUAUUCUUUAUAUGUAGAAAUAAAACUGUCAAAAUCUAUUUUACACCUAAUAAACAUUACGAAUGCUUAAUAAACAUAAUAAAUAAAAGCUGUGCAGUACACACAAGUGG